ACAGGACAGCGGUGUGGAGGAGCGGCAGCACUAGCAUUAGCAUUAGCUCUCGGACCGGCAGCGCGGAGCGUCAGAGUUUCUACUUUAUUAAAGAAUAAAUCUCCGCUUUCUACACUUUCUGCUCACUGAUUUACACCUGCUGUAACGUUCCUGUGCGGCACCGCGCAGCCUGCUGUGAGCACAGCGGCGCAGAGACCCCGACCAGCUUCCCCUCUGAGAGACGGCAUUGCGCGCGCUCGGUAUUAGCAUUAGCAGUUAGCAGUAGCGAUAGCAUAUUGGAGCCGCGAUGGAGCUAAUCACUAUACUGGAGAAAACCGUCUCUCCAGAUCGAAAUGAGCUGGAGGCGGCACAGAAGUUUUUGGAGCAAGCAGCCAUUGAGAAUUUGCCUACUUUCCUGGUGGAGCUCUCCAAGGUGUUGGCCAACCCCGGGAACACGCAGGUAGCUCGAGUUGCCGCUGGUCUGCAGGUGAAGAACUCGCUCACGUCUAAAGAUCCUGAUGUGAAGGCGCAGUAUCAGCAGAGAUGGCUGGCCAUCGACGCCAACGCUCGCAGAGAGAUCAAGAACUACGUGCUGCAGACUCUGGGUACGGAGACGUACAGGCCGAGCUCGGCGUCUCAGUGCGUGGCGGGUAUAGCGUGUGCCGAGAUCCCGGUGAGCCAGUGGCCGGAGCUGAUCCCUCAGCUGGUGGCCAACGUGACCGACCCCAGCAGCACGGAACACAUGAAGGAGUCCACGCUGGAGGCCAUCGGGUACAUCUGCCAGGACAUCGAACCAGAGCAGCUUCAGGACAGCGCCAAUCAGAUCCUCACCGCCAUCAUUCAGGGCAUGAGGAAAGAGGAGCCCAGCAACAACGUUAAACUGGCCGCCACCAACGCCUUGCUCAACUCGCUGGAGUUCACCAAAGCCAACUUCGACAAAGAGACGGAACGACACUUCAUCAUGCAGGUGGUGUGUGAAGCCACACAGUGUCCGGACAACAGGGUGAGGGUGGCUGCGUUACAGAACCUGGUGAAGAUCAUGUCCUUGUAUUAUCAGUACAUGGAGACCUACAUGGGGCCUGCGCUCUUCGCCAUCACAAUUGAAGCCAUGAAGAGCGACAUCGAUGAAGUCGCCUUACAGGGAAUCGAGUUCUGGUCCAACGUGUGUGACGAGGAGAUGGACUUGGCCAUCGAAGCCACUGAGGCGUCGGAGCAGGGUCGACCACCAGAGCACACCAGCAAGUUCUACGCCAAAGGAGCUUUACAGUACCUGGUUCCCAUUCUCACACAGACCCUCACCAAGCAGGACGAGAACGACGACGACGACGACUGGAACCCGUGUAAAGCCGCCGGCGUGUGUCUGAUGCUGCUGGCGACCUGCUGUGAGGAUGACGUGGUGCCGCACGUCCUUCCCUUCAUCAAAGAGCACAUCAAGCACCCGGACUGGCGCUACAGGGACGCCUCGGUCAUGGCCUUCGGGUCCAUCCUGGAGGGGCCUGAUCUCAACCAGCUCAAACCUCUGGUCAUCCAGGCCAUGCCCACGCUGAUCGAGCUGAUGAAGGACCCCAGUGUGGUGGUGAGGGACACCACGGCCUGGACGGUGGGGCGCAUCUGUGACCUGCUGCCUGAAGCUGCUAUUAACGAGCUGUACCUGAACCCUCUGCUGCAGUGCCUGAUUGAGGGAUUGGGGGCGGAGCCACGCGUCGCUUCAAACGUCUGCUGGGCGUUCUCGAGUUUGGCUGAAGCUGCGUACGAGGCCACUGAUGCUGCUGAGGAUCAGGAGGAACCGAGCACCUACUGCCUCUCCUCAUCGUUUGAGCUCAUCGUCCAGAAGCUUCUGGAAACCACUGACCGGCCGGACGGACACCAGAACAACCUGCGCAGCGCGGCGUACGAGGCGCUGAUGGAGAUCGUGAAGAACAGCGCCAAGGACUGUUACCCUGCGGUGCAGAAGACCACGCUGGUCAUCAUGGAGCGCCUGCAGCAGGUCCUGCAGAUGGAGUCUCACAUCCAGAGCACGUCCGACCGGAUCCAGUUCAACGACCUGCAGUCUCUCCUGUGCGCCACACUGCAGAACGUCCUGAGGAAGGUGCAGCACCAGGACGCCCUGCAGAUCUCCGACGUGGUCAUGGCUUCUCUACUGCGCAUGUUCCAGAGCACGGCCGGCUCGGGCGGGGUGCAGGAGGACGCCCUGAUGGCCGUCAGCACUCUGGUGGAAGUUCUGGGAGCUGAUUUCCUAAAAUACAUGGAGGCCUUCAAACCUUUCCUGGUUAUCGGACUAAAGAACUAUCAGGAAUAUCAGGUGUGUCUGGCGGCCGUGGGUCUGGUGUGUGAUCUGUGCCGAGCCCUGAUGACCAACGUUCUGCCUUACUGUGAUGAAAUCAUGCAGCUGCUGCUGGAGAACCUGGGUAAUGAGAACGUGCACCGGUCGGUGAAGCCUCAGAUCCUCUCCGUGUUCGGUGACAUCGCUCUGGCUAUCGGAGGGGAGUUCAAGAAAUAUCUGGAGGUGGUGCUGGACACACUGCAGCAGGCGUCUCAAGCUCAGGUGGACAAGACUGAUUACGACAUGGUGGAUUAUCUGAACGAGCUGCGUGAGGGGUGUCUGGAGGCUUACACAGGAAUCAUCCAGGGCCUGAAAGGAGACCAGGAGAACGUGCACCCGGACGUGAUGCUGGUCCAGCCGCGUGUGGAGUUCAUCCUGUCCUUCAUCCACCACAUCGCAGAGGACGAGGAUCACUCGGACGGAGUGGUGGCUAACGCCGUCGGCCUCAUCGGUGACCUGUGCACGACGUUCGGUAAGGACGUGAUCAAGCUGGUGGAGGUUCGUCCUCAGAUCAACGACCUGCUCACCGAGGGACGGAGAUCCAAAACCAACAAAACCAAAACUCUCGCCACGUGGGCCACCAAGGAGCUCCGCAAGCUCAAGAGUCAGGCCUGAUCUUGACCGGUGAGGGGACUCGAACACACCGUGAGAAAAGCGGCCGAAUGGAGUUGUGUGUUGUUUUUGCACGCGCGAGUGGGAGCAGAAGAGUGUGUGUGUGUGUGUUUGCGCUGAGAGACCGAGUGUGUGUGUGUGUGGGCGUGCGAGAGUGCGAAUGAUCGAGUGUGUGAGAGAGAGAGAGAGAACGAGUGAGCCUGACGAAUGAGAUCACACCACCUUCUGAGUUUGGAUUCCAGCAGUCAGAAGAAGGCAGACGAAAAUCAAACAGCAGCGCCUCCCCCCACCCCCACCCCCACCCCCGUAUCCUCUCAUCCUAAAUCCCCCUGUACCCACGCCCUCCUCUGUCCCCCCCCCCCCCCCCCCCCCCGAUCCUCCUCCUGAGCACUUUUCUCUUCACCUGUGGACUCUGUACGGACUAAACGGACGCUGGUAGCACUCUGUAGGCUCUUAUUAAUCCGGGAUUAAUCAGCCCGGCCGAGAGGGAGCGGGCGAGACCGGGGAGUGGCGGGGCGUGGCGCGGCGCCCCCCGGAUGGACUACUCCAUUACUUUGUACAGUGGAUCUGUGAAGCCCCUCCCACUUUUCCUUUCCAUUUCCUGGCACUUGUAUGAACGUAAAGCACUCUGACUGAAGCUGAACCCAUUAGAGACGAGACCGCCGGCUGCUGGGGGGCGAGCGACGGCCGACCGUGUGAGUGCGUGUGAGUGAGGGAGGGGGGUUCGGCUGUAACUACCCCUUUCGCCCCGCCCUCUUUCAGUUCUUUCAGCUAACGCGAGAUGAUUGGUAGCUCUUAACGCUGUACUUCUGCGUCCAGAGGGGGGGGGACUAUUGGCUUUCAGCACUUCCAAAAUAAUAAGAGAUAUUUAAAAAAAUAAAUAAAGAAAUAAGAAGCAGCUGCUCUUCCCUCCAAUCACUGAAAUGUUCCAUUUUCUUUUGUUUUGUUUUGUUUUGUUUUUUUAUGUUUUCUUCUCGUCCUCUGAGACCUUUAUCUUCAGACGUCUCGGCUGAUGGAGACUCGAGAUCUGUCGCCGUUUGAGCACUUGGGGUUUUACACGAAGGCAUCGACACCGACGUCUCCUGAUGAAUUUUACUGCAGUGCCAAAAAAAAUGCAUCGAAUAAAAGUGGAAAAAAAAUACAAAUAAAAAUAGUUGAGCUGUUUGACUCGGGUUCUCGCCCCUGUUUAGCGUUUUGCUGCACUCGGUUGGGAGAAGGGAGACUUGUUUAAAAAUGAGAGAGAAUCAGAUGUUUGUAUAAGGUUUAUAUUUUUCCAUUGCUCUGAGAGAACCCACAAUAAAACCAUAUGAAACAUUCCCCAUCA
Molecule: messenger RNA, 4238 nt
Organism: Trichomycterus rosablanca
Lineage: Eukaryota; Metazoa; Chordata; Actinopteri; Siluriformes; Trichomycteridae
Gene: kpnb1
Product: karyopherin (importin) beta 1
Exons: 22
Coding region: 287-2917 (876 amino acids)
Biological process (GO): protein import into nucleus
Cellular component (GO): nucleus; cytoplasm
Molecular function (GO): small GTPase binding; nuclear import signal receptor activity
Source: RefSeq, a predicted model, not a curated record